Molecule: messenger RNA, 1147 nt
Organism: Oldenlandia corymbosa var. corymbosa
Lineage: Eukaryota; Viridiplantae; Streptophyta; Magnoliopsida; Gentianales; Rubiaceae
Source: the annotation of a GenBank genome assembly
GUUCAUUUCUAGAAAAUAUACACCCUUGAAUAGAAUAGCAAAGCAGACAUAAGAACCGAAGAUCAAGACGCAUUCCUUGAGUUUGAUUGGCUCCAGAUCGAUUUUAUAAGCAGCAAUUUCGUCGGAAGAGUGAUUGUUAGUUGGUGCUAUACUUUUAUUCCAGAAGAAAAAUUAAUCGUUGUCUUCUGUUUUCAGAUUCAUCGAGAAAAUGCCUCCAAAGAAAGGAAUAAAGCGAUCAAAGAAGGUGGAAAGCAAGGCAGAGAAUAAGCCAACUGAAUUUUUCAAAGUAUUCAAUCCUGAAACCAGCACUGAUAAAAUUAUGCUUCCAACGGCUUGGACAAAGGAGAUGCAAGGAAAGUUGCCUACAAAAGCACUUUUAAGGGAUCGCUAUGGCAACAUAUGGCAUGUGAAACUUACUAAUGAUCAGGAGAAAACUUAUUUCCACCAAGGGUGGACAACAUUCAUUCAACAAAACUACUUGGAAAAGGGAGACUUUAUCAUUUUUAAGUUUGAUGGAAUUCAUGUCUUCAAUGUCAGAAUAUUGGGAUAUGAUUCAUGUGACAAAAGAGGAGUUGGAAGUCUUAAAUAUAAAUUACAGGAAGAGGACAAAGAAGUAGUAGCAGUACAUGAUAAUGCGGAUGCCAACAGUAAUAAUGUUAAUGGAGAAGGCAAGGAAAGUGAUCAGCCUUUUAAAGCCCACAUUGGCUCAAUAAAUGUCAGAGGUGGGAAUGGAAAAGAUGAAGUAGAUCGUUGUUGGAAGAAGAACAGACUAGUCGAUCCCUUUGGCUAUAAACUUUUCAAAUCUGGAAAAGUUCAUAGACCUGAGAAUCCACAUUUUGUCACGCAAAUAAAUCCAACGAGGAGAUAUGGAUUGUUUGUGCCUCUUGAAAUUAUUAAAGUUUACAAUCUUGAACUGCCGGUGAAGACCUUCUUACGUGACUAUCGAGGGAGGGAAUGGAAGACAGAUCUUACCAUGUGGAAAGAUAAUCGUUCAUGGUACCAUAAUGGAUGGAAGGAACUUUGCCAAGCGAAUCUCAUUGAGCCAGAUGAACCAUGCAUUUGUGAAUUUGUCAAGUCUGAAGAAAGAGGUCUAUUCAUACAAGUGCAUAUCGUUCCAAAGGCUGCAUGGGAAAGUCCAAUGAAAUGA